Molecule: messenger RNA, 954 nt
Organism: Aplysia californica (California sea hare)
Lineage: Eukaryota; Metazoa; Mollusca; Gastropoda; Aplysiida; Aplysiidae
Product: sodium/glucose cotransporter 4
Exons: 6
Biological process (GO): transmembrane transport
Cellular component (GO): plasma membrane
Molecular function (GO): D-glucose:sodium symporter activity
Source: RefSeq, a predicted model, not a curated record
UUGGAAAACCUGACGUUCUGGACGUUCCGGAAGAGAGACGUACCGGAAGUUGUCUACGAGGUCAACAGUAAUACAGAAAGUCGCACGGACCCCGAGGUGGCGGAAACUUCUCUCAACGGUGACGCCCCCGUCACUCCCCAGGACUUCUCCGCGAGCUACUGUUGCCCAUUAUGCCGUAUCCCGCCAGUCCAUGUUUUUAAGCUGUUUGUGAUCGUUUUGGUCGGUGUAAGCAUCGCCUGGAUCCCUCUCAUCAAACAGUCUCAGGAGGGACAACUCUUUAUGUACAUCCAGGCUGUCACUGGCUACAUCGCUCCACCCAUCUCCGCCAUCUUUCUCUUGGCUAUCUUCGUGCCCAGGAUCAACGAAAAGGGCGCGUUCUGGGGCGUGAUUUGUGGUCAAGCGACAGGCAUCAUCCGUCUGGUCCUGGACUUCAUCUACCCGUCCCCGGGCUGUGGUGAGGAGGACACGAGGCCGUCAGUGGUGUCCGGCGUCCACUUCACCUACUUCUCCAUCAUCGUCUUCAUGGUCACCGUCAUAAUUGCCGUGGGCGUGUCCUUGUUGACCAAGCCUCAAGCCAGGAUGGAGUUGGAAAACCUGACGUUCUGGACGUUCCGGAAGAGAGACGUACCGGAAGUUGUCUACGAGGUCAACAGUAAUACAGAAAGUCGCACGGACCCCGAGGUGGCGGAAACUGCUCUCAACGGUGACGCCCCCGUCACUCCCCAGGACUUCUCCGAGUGGAGACAGGCCCUCAGGCGGUUCAGGGAUACAAGCGCCUCCAUCGGGAAAGACUCACGGGACAAGGCGCCGUACUCACCACAAGAGUACAUCGACGCCUACAAAGAACCGGAGCACGACUGGCGGUCCGACAAUAUCAUCAUCACACCGCCUAAGAUCCCUGCGCUACAGAAACUGAAGACCAUCGCCCUCAAAGUGAUCAACUUUUUGUCUUGA